CAAGAUGGCGGCUUCCUCGUCAAGUAGUUCGAAAGAUAAAGAUAUGAAAACGUUGAUUGAACAGUUUUGUGCCAUAACAGAUGCAGGGGAACCUAUAGCUGAACAAAUGCUAGAAGCAUGUAGUGGGAACCUUGAAAUGGCAGUCAACAUGCAUGUAGAUGCUCAAGCAAGUGGAAAUGGUGAAGCACAAGAAGAGAGUUCCAAUCCUGGAACCUCUCAGUACGAAGACAGUGUUAGACCUCCAAUUCCUCCCACUCGUGGAAUCCUGGUAAAAGAUGGUCUUAGCUAUGGUUUUCGACCACGACGACCACCAUCUCAAUCAGUAUUUGAUGCUUUUAGAGAUUUUCAGAGUGAAGCCAAGAUACAAGAGGAACAACUUAUUGGAACUGAAGAUACUUUAUACAGUAGGAAACGAAAAACCUUAGAAGAUCUUUUUCGGCCACCCUUGGAUCUAAUACAUAGAGGAUCUUUUGAAUCAGCGCGUGAGGUAGGCAAAAGCAGUAAUAGAUGGCUUAUGGUCAACGUUCAAGAUGUACAGGAAUUUCAGUGUCAGAUACUUAACAGAGACGUGUGGAGUAGCCCAGCUGUGAAAAGUAUUGUAUCUAAACACUUUGUAUUUUGGCAGGUGUAUCUGGAUAGUGAAGAAGGACGUUGGUACGCUCAGUUUUACAAAGUUAAUCAGUAUCCUUAUGUGGCCAUUUUGGAUCCUAGAACAGGAGAAAACUUGGUUGCUUGGAAUAGUGUAGAUUCAAUGUCAUUUUGUGACUUGGUGACUGAAUUUUUGUGUAAACAUCCUUCACCAGAUGGUUCCACUCCAAGCCCACCAAGAAAAAGAUCUAGAACAGAUAGUAUACUUGAUCAAAGUGAAGAGUCCCAGAUCAAAGCAGCAAUUCAAGCUUCACUAGAAGAUUCUGCAGAAGCUGCUUCAACUGCUGCUGAACAUGGCAGUGCCUCAGAAAGGGAUGAAGAAAGUGAUAUAGAGACUUUUGAAUCUGAUUCUGAAAGCUCCACAUCUUGUACUAAUAUACUUCAGAAGGAUGAGAUGCAGGAUUCAAAUGGUGUAAAGACGUUUUUGUGUGCAAAUCUCAUAAAGGUAGAUAAAGAAGACACAAAUCAUAAAAUUAAAAAGAAAAUGGAUGAAGAUGAUAUUAGUGAUGCGGACAACCCAGCAGAACAGUGGAAGAUCUACUUGGGUAGUAGUGAUGAUCAAACUGAGUUAAUAUUACGAUUUCCAAAUGGAGAACGACAGCAAAAAAAUUUCCCAUCUUCUUCUCAGUUGCAGGCACUUGUGUUGUAUGUGGCUGCUCAAGGAUUUCCAAAAGACCACUAUGAACUGGUGACAAACUUUCCACGUCGUAAUCUCAGUGACCUCAAACCAAGCCAAACAUUGAAAGACAUUGGACUCUUUCCUAGGGAGACUGUGUUUAUUCAGUUGAAAAGUUCAUAACAAAAAAAAGAGAAAACUGUAGAGCUGAAUCAAGAGUUGUGUACAAACUUGCAGAGGCCGAUUCAAUCUUAAAGGAUUUUGUGAAAAAGUCGAUUAUUUGCAACACUUCAUCUGAAGAACAGAAAAAUGGUUGUUAUUACAUAUAUUUAUGGAGGGUUAAUCAUGCUUUAUAAGGACAAUAAUCGAGGUCUUGUUCAGUGCAUGUAACUACUUCAUUAUUGAACAUACUUAUUCUGAUGACCGUGAUUAUGCAUUAUUGUACAGCACCACAAUUUUCACUGUGGUAAGUUUCUGUUAAAAAUAGAGAAGUUGGUCUUAAACCACACAUCUUGACAAAUUUUUAACAGACCCUCUACAUUUAAGCAAAAGCUUAAAAGUCCAUUGGAACAGCAUUGAGGUAUUUUGUAGACACAUGACCAAAUAAGAUUGCUGUGAUUUCAGCUUUCUUGAAUACGUUUUCUCUUAGAAAGCAGAUGCUGAUAUUGAAGUGCGACUAUAGACUUGUGAGUCUUCAUUAGAUUCAAAUCCUUGCAUAUUAUCUUGUUAAUGGUACCAAGAAAUAUGUUCAGUUUCAGUGCAUUUGCUUUAAGUGUUAGAGGAUUUGCUUUUGCAACCAGAGCCUUCACUUUAUGUAUGAGAUUGUUUUUAUUGGCUUAGGAUGUAAUUUUGAAGAUGUGGUUCUAGAUACUGUGCUGUGCAAGGUUUUCACUUUCAUACAGUGUUGAAGACUCCCUUUGUCAGAAGGUUGUGUUCUUUAGCUUUGUAUUGUUUGACAGUCUAGCUGUAUGAAUUUAUCUCUUCAGAAAGGCUUUAUUUAUAUUACUGUAACUAUAAGUCUAUCCACAGUGGAGCUGCAUUGUUGAAUGGUUGGAAAUUUUCUGUGAACCAGAUAUAUACAGAUACUAAACAUGUCACUUGUGGUGCCACAUCUCCAUCUGCAUAUCCAAAUUGUUCUUAUAAAGUGUUAUUAAUCCUCUGUACAUUGUUACUUUACACUGCUCAUGUAUAAAUUUUUAGAGAACUUUUUCUACUUCCUUUUAAGCUCUGACUGCCACAAAAUUCUUUAUCAUUUAGAUGUAAAGAAAAUUUAAAAUUAACUUUCUGAGUUUCGAACUAUAAAAUCAUAGAAAGAAAUUAAAUAUUUAAGAAAAAUAACAAUUUCACUUAUUAUAUUUAUUUUUUAUAACUCAUACUUUUCCCAAAUUUUAUUUCUAGAAAUGCAAACUCAUUCAGUUUGUAUAAAUAACUGUCAUUUCAAUUUUAUAUACAAUCAGAAUGAUGACUACAAUGACAUUUUUUAAGUAGAUAUAGUUUUCUCAUUCUGUGUUCUUUGUUUUUAGGUUUUGUCUGUGAAGAGUUUUUAGGUGAGUCAAACAAGGAAGAAAAUAACUAAUAAAAUCAGUGAAUAUUUUACUAUAUUAGGUUACAGUAAAACUGCCAAUCAAAAUGAACAGAAAAAAUAUUCUACAAAAGGUGUGUGUAUAAAGUUGUAUGUAUUCCAGUGACUUGUGCAAGUAAAUGUAAUAAAAAAAAUAUUGAUCCAGUGAUUGUCAUUGAAGAUUAAAUAACCUCUUUGUUUCAUUAAUAAAAAUAAUUUUUUGUUAUUU
Messenger RNA from Limulus polyphemus (Atlantic horseshoe crab), 3054 nucleotides. RefSeq names its product UBX domain-containing protein 7-like. The transcript has 12 exons. The record is from RefSeq and is a predicted model, not a curated record. Gene Ontology annotation, cellular component: nucleus. NCBI's taxonomy places the organism in Eukaryota, Metazoa, Arthropoda, Merostomata, Xiphosura, Limulidae. Bases 5 to 1447 code for a protein of 480 amino acids. Gene Ontology annotation, molecular function: ubiquitin binding. Gene Ontology annotation, biological process: proteasome-mediated ubiquitin-dependent protein catabolic process.